AUGGAGAAUAGCAGAGGCAAUCAACUUCCUGGUCAUAGGUUCUGCCCCAUGGACGAUGAACUAGUUCUCUUCUAUCUCAAGCCCAUGUUGAGCGGACAGAACGUGCCCGGCAGAAACCGUGUGGUGUUCGACUGCGACCUCUACAGUCAACAAGAACCUUGGGAGAUAUGGGAGGCCUUCAAGACCAGAAGACCACACGACUUGAGGCUCAACAAGGACAUUUACUUCUUCACCCAACACAAGAAGAUGAGUUCCACAGACAAGCGCGUACGCCGGAAUGUUGGAAGUGGCACCUGGAAAGGCGACGACUCCGGCAAGCCAGUACGAUCUGUUGAAACUGGUCGUGUUGUUGGCUUGAAGAAAAGAUAUACUUACAAGAACGAAGACUCGGUGCACAACGGCUGUUGGAUCUUGCAUGAGUUCUACCUCGAUCAAUCACUGAGAGACAAGAAACAUAAGGUGAAAGACUAUGUUCUUUGUCUACUACGAAAGAAUGGUGAACCCAAAACCAAGAUCGAAAAGAAGAGAAAGCAACGUGAAGAGGAAGAGGUUCUUGAUAACAAUUAUGCCUUUGAUGAUGGAGAAAACUCGAACAUGGAGCAAGAAGAGUUCCAUGAGCCACAAGCGAAGCGACAACGAACCGUGCCAUCCAUUGAUAAUGCACCACUAACAAUGCCAUCAGAAGAUGAUGCUGCAUUCGUAGCUGAACUAGAAGAGUCAUUGGAAUGCUUUAAAGAUGAUAAUGCACCACCAACAGUGCCAUCAGAAGACGAUGCGGCAUUCGCAGCUGCACUAGAAGAGUCAUUGGAAUGCUUUGAAGAUGAUAAUGCACCACUAACAAUGUCAUCAGAAGAUGAUGCUGCAUUCGCAGCUGAACUAGAAGAGUCAUUGGAAUGCUUUGAAGAUGAUAAUGCACCCUCAGAAGCUCACGCAAUUGGCUUUCAAGUUGAGGAAAAUGGUGGACAGCAACCAUUAGCAGCCGAGGUGCAGGCAGGCCCUUCAUUUGGAGACGAUCAUGGGAUAUUUAAUAUGCUGCAGGGGGAAGAUUUUCUCUUGGAGGAAAUGUUAGAACAAAUGGGUAUAGAAAAGGAAGAACCAGUUCUUAAUGGUGUGAGUAGUAAUAUAGAUGUGGCUGAAGACGUGGUAAACAGCACCCUUGUGGAGGUCCCAACUGAUGAGCAACAAAAGACAGCUGAUAAAGAUUGUUCAGAUUGGUUGGAGUCGAUCAAUUUUAGUCCUAAGGAAAACAACUUCUUUUGGAGUGAAAUGCAAUGGUGUUCGUAG
Rosa rugosa (rugosa rose) is the source of this 1284-nucleotide messenger RNA. RefSeq names its product NAC domain-containing protein 2-like. The coding region runs from base 1 to 1284 and encodes 427 amino acids. Gene Ontology annotation, molecular function: DNA binding. The transcript has a single exon. Gene Ontology annotation, biological process: regulation of DNA-templated transcription. The record is from RefSeq and is a predicted model, not a curated record. Lineage: Eukaryota; Viridiplantae; Streptophyta; Magnoliopsida; Rosales; Rosaceae.